Messenger RNA from Scedosporium apiospermum, 417 nucleotides. RefSeq lists its product as uncharacterized. The record is from RefSeq and is a predicted model, not a curated record. Bases 1 to 417 code for a protein of 138 amino acids. NCBI's taxonomy places the organism in Eukaryota, Fungi, Ascomycota, Sordariomycetes, Microascales, Microascaceae. The transcript has 2 exons. Gene Ontology annotation, cellular component: Golgi membrane. Gene Ontology annotation, biological process: vesicle-mediated transport; protein secretion.
AUGCUCCUCCUCGCCGCCGACUUUUACUACACGAAAAACAUUGCCGGCCGGCGCCUUGUCGGUCUCCGGUGGUGGAACGAAGUCGACACCGAAUCCGGCGACUCAAAGUGGGUUUUUGAGAGCAGCGAGCCCGGGACAAAGGUUAUCAACCCGACCGAUAGCCGAUUCUUCUGGUUGGCCAUGUAUAUCCAGCCCGUUAUCUGGGUUGUCAUGGCUAUUGUGGCGGUGUUUAGGUUCCAGUUUUUGUGGCUGCCGCUUGUCGUGAUCGCGCUUGUCUUGACGAUCAUGAACACUCUCGCCUUCUCCCGCGCCGACAAGUUCAGCCAGGCGUCGAAUCUUGCCGGUUCUGCUUUCUCCGGAGGCAACCUCGCCGGCACCAUUGCGACGAACAUGGUUGGUCGUUUCUUUAGGUCUUAA